Octopus sinensis (East Asian common octopus) is the source of this 816-nucleotide messenger RNA. Its product is annotated as zinc finger protein 681-like. The annotation marks the transcript as partial. NCBI's taxonomy places the organism in Eukaryota, Metazoa, Mollusca, Cephalopoda, Octopoda, Octopodidae. The record is from RefSeq and is a predicted model, not a curated record. The transcript has 6 exons. Gene Ontology annotation, biological process: regulation of transcription by RNA polymerase II. Gene Ontology annotation, cellular component: PcG protein complex; transcription regulator complex. Gene Ontology annotation, molecular function: DNA-binding transcription factor activity, RNA polymerase II-specific; RNA polymerase II cis-regulatory region sequence-specific DNA binding.
AUUUGUGGUAAAUCAUUCUCUCAAAAAGGUCACCUUACUUAUCACAAAUCAGUUCAUACGGGUGAGAAACCAUAUCAGUGUGAUAUCUGUGAUAAAUCCUUUUCAUUAAAAAGUUAUUUAACUACUCACAAACUCAUUCAUACUAAUGAGAAGCCAUAUCACUGUGAUGUCUGUGGUAAAUCAUUCUCUCAGAAAAGUAACCUUACCUCUCACAAAUACAGUCAUACAGGUGAGAAACCAUAUCACUGUGAUAUUUGUGGUAAAUCAUUCUCUGAUAAAAGUCACCUUACUAGACACAAAUCCACUCAUACAGGAGAGAAACCUGUUCACAAAUUCAUUCAUGCUGGUAGGAAGCCAUAUCACUGUGGUAAAUCAUUCUCCCAGAAGCACAGCCUUACUUCUCACAUAUCCAUUCAUACAGGGGAGAAACCAUAUCACUGUGAUGUCUGUGGAAAGUCAUUCUCCCAAAAAAGUCACCUUACUUCUCACAAAUACAUUCAUACAGGAGAGAAACCUUAUCACUGUGAUAUUUGUGGUAAAUCAUUCUCUCGAAAAAGUCACCUUUCUUCUCACAAAUCCACUCAUACAGGAGAGAAACCAUAUCGAUGUGAUAUUUGUGGAAAAUCAUUCUCUCAUAAGAGUAGUCUUACUUAUCACAAAUCUGUUCAUACUGGAGAGAAACCAAAUCAGUCUGCUCAUACUGGAGAGAAACUAUGUGACUGUGAUGUCUGCAGCAAAUCAUUCUAUUGUGAAUAUGCUGUAUAUACUUAUAAACGUAUUCAUACAGGAGAGAAACUCUAUUGCUGUGAUACCUGA